AUGUUGGCAAGGCUUGAGAAGAAGAUUGAUGAAAGAUUCGACCAAUUCAGCCAGCAAAAGGAAAGAUGCAUCAACAGGUUGACGGAUCUCGAACACAAAGUCAAGGAAACAUGGGAUCAGUUGCAGAAGCAGAAGGAAAUCAAGUGCCAUUUCCUCAAACGCGCGCUUUCAUCGAUUCCACUAACACCACCACUACGCAGCAGCGAAGAAGAAGACCUUCUAGACUUAGAAGACGAAGUCGUUUUCGAGCAUUCUGAGCUUCAUUCUGACGGUGGAGGUAUUGACGACAAUAAUAACGAUGGACAGAGACCCGCCGCGGAAGAAGAAAGGCUUGAGUUUGAGCACAGGCUAAACGUCCUGAAGAAGCUGGUCGAGUCGGAGCGCGAUGUUCCCGAAAGGAUGAUCAACAGGCACGACCCCAUGCAAGAAAGGACCGUUUUCUCCGAUGAUCGUUCUGUUUCGUCAAAGGUUUGCCCUAUAGUGACAGCUGUCCGGAGGUCCCCACUGUGA
Molecule: messenger RNA, 510 nt
Organism: Haemonchus placei
Lineage: Eukaryota; Metazoa; Nematoda; Chromadorea; Rhabditida; Trichostrongylidae
Source: the annotation of a GenBank genome assembly